AUAAAUGAUUAUGAGAUCAAUUUAAAAUUUGCAAAAAUAAUUAGUAAUCUUUCAUUUUGUUCAAGGAAACACUAUAUUCAUUUUAGUAAAACAAUAAUAAUUAAUACUAUUUUAUAAUAUUAGAAGAUGAUUAAAUUUAUAUUGUAUUUUACUAGUGUCUUGUUGAGUUUAAUUGGGCAAUCACAGAACAUUAGAUCAUUUUUUUCUGAUCCCUUCAAAAACAUAACACCAAUAUGUGACCCAAAUGAAGAUUCAAUAAACAAGAAUUCAGAAGAUAUGUCAAAAGAAAAUACAAAAAAAAUCCCAGAUGAUUUGUUAUGUCAUUUUUGUGAGUCGGAGGAGAACUCGGUUACCUUUUACCCCUGUGGUCACAUUACAGGAAACUAUUGCGCAAAUAAAUUCUUAAGACGAGAUGGUAAUUGUCCUUUUUGUUUGCAAAAGAUAAUAUAUUAUAAAGAUAUUGUUAAUUUGGAAGAUCAUGAUUUUGAAAGCCAAAGCCCAUACCGAUUUCGUUCCCUUACUGAAAAAGAGUUGAAUAAUUUAAAGUCUAAAAUUAAGAAAGGUAUGACUGACGAAGAAUUUAUGGCACGUUUUUGGUACCUUCGACGCUGCCAAGAACCAGAUUAUUAUAUGCUGUUGCGCAUUGAAUGUAGAAUUAUAACUAAGGCAGAUCGUAGAAAUAUCGCUAAGUUAAAGAAGGCAAUUUUGUCCGGCGACAUUCCAGAAAUAACUGUAUACAAAAAAUAUUUUAGAGCAUUAUUAAAUGACACGGAAACUACAAUGUUAAAUGGAUAUUAUAAUAAAUUCCAAACAGGUUACACAAAAUACGAACUUAAAAUACGAAAGAAUUACCUCAACUUCACAUAUACGUAAUUAUUUAUAGAUUUCAGAAUUUAGUAAAACAAUUUUUAUAUUGUGUAUACACUAUAAGUUUUUUUUAAUAAUUAAGAUAUAAUAAAAACUCAUUAAGCAAACAAUUUAUUUUAUAAAAGUAACAAAAUUUGUGUUAAAUAAUAAAGGAGAUA
Messenger RNA from Daktulosphaira vitifoliae (grape phylloxera), 1025 nucleotides. RefSeq lists its product as uncharacterized. The transcript has 7 exons. The coding region runs from base 127 to 873 and encodes 248 amino acids. Lineage: Eukaryota; Metazoa; Arthropoda; Insecta; Hemiptera; Phylloxeridae. The record is from RefSeq and is a predicted model, not a curated record.